AUGAAAAUUCGAGAUUUUAGUGUUUUGUGCAAAACAUUGGAUUACAAAACUUCACAGAAAUUGACGCGCUUAACAAUCAUUGAUGCUUUAAUCGGAUGGAUGAUUCUAGUUUGUCUAGAUAUCACAAUUAUCCAUGAAACAGUCUGGAAUCUUGCUGAAGAUCUAGUACAACAUCUAGACAACGUGAUAACAAUUCUAGAAAACAAUCCAGCUGGGCUCAAAUUGAUUAUACCUGUUAAUCAAACUCUGUCAAGCUUUUUUCGAUAUCACAUUUAUCUCUGGACAAGUGAGUUUAAAAAAGUAAAAUUUGAAAAUGAGCAAAAAAUAUUUCAGCAUUCAUUCAUUUUCUGAAAUAUCCUCAAAUGACUCGAUUUGUCAUUUGCUUUUUGCUGGCCGGAUUUACCACAUUUUUGGCUGCACUUUGUGAUGUUUGCAAGUUUUUCUUCAUUCAUUUUUUGUGCUUCGAUGCAUAUGCGACAAGGUGAGAUUUUAUCAAGAAAAAUUGGAAAAUUUCUGAAUUUUGUUCGAAUUUAAAAAAAUUUCGCAAUUUUUAGUUCACGUCACAAUUUUCUAGUGAUAAUAUUUGUUUUGGAAAACUGAUGCAAAUGUUAGUUCAAUCACAGACCAUGAAUUUUUCUUUUCUAAUUUCAAAAGCACAAAAAAAAAUAUUUGGACAGCGUGGGGAACCUUUUCAAAAAAAUCCACCGAAAUGAACACGCAACGCAGACCGCGCCGCGCUAAAACACACACAAAUAAGGGAACGAUUCAAAUUCCCUCCCUUUUUUUGUGUGUUGUGGCGCGGUGCGGUCUGCGUUGCGUGUUAAUUACGGUGGAGCGCAUGAGAUUUUCGAUAAUUCAACAAUAAUUUUUUCCAGAUUAUGGUCAGUUUGCAGUUACACACUAAAAGAAUUAUGGGGACUUGUACGCGGCAAAAAAUGGAAUCCGCUGAGAAAACGAAAUGAUAACGUGAGUUUCAGUCAAAAAAAAAUAAAUUUAUGA
Molecule: messenger RNA, 999 nt
Organism: Caenorhabditis angaria
Lineage: Eukaryota; Metazoa; Nematoda; Chromadorea; Rhabditida; Rhabditidae
Source: the annotation of a GenBank genome assembly